UAGCUGAGUGCCACAACUAGAAAAACAAAACCAAAAGGGAACCAUAGGAUAGAAGCCAGUUACCGCUGUAGCAAUGGCAUGGUCACUCACACUGCCACCGCCUUCUUCCCUUUCUUCUUCUUCUUCUCCUUCUUUUCCCACCUUCCACCACCACCACCACUCUCUCUUUUUCAAUGGAGUAGUAGCGUUCACCAGGCUCCGCCAUCGCCGAAACUCGAACACCCUUUCCCAUGUUCCCUCUGUGGGGAAGGAAGACACUGACCUUCGUGUCUCUUCUCUUCAGGAACAGCAACUAGGCGAAGAUGACGACGGCGAUGAUGAACCAACUCCUCAGGACAUUGAAUACGUUGCCCAAAUCAAAAGGGUUUUGGAGCUUCUCAGGAAAAACCGGGACAUGCUUUUCGGCGAGGUCAAAUUAACCAUAAUGAUUGAAGACCCUAGAGAAGUUGAGAGAAGAAGAUUACUUGGUAUUGAAGAUUUAGAUGGCCCAACAAGAGAAGAUCUAGUUGAUGCCUUGGAUGAAAUCAAUGAAGGAAAAAUUCCCAAGGAUAGAGCUUCUCUCCAGAUGCUUGCUGAGGAAUUGGCUUCAUGGCCUAAUCUAGAGGAUGCCGUGCCUAAGAAAAAGCCCAGCAAAUCUCUCUAUGCAAAAGCCACUGACACUGGAAUUGAUCCAGAAUUGGCUGCAAAGAAACUGAACAUUGAUUGGGAUUCUGCUGCUGAAAUUGAAGAGACAAAUGCAGAUGAUGAGACAGAAGUGCCUUCAGUGGUGUGGUUUAAUGAUUAGCCAGUAUCAGACCCUUGAAGAUUCGAACGUCUAUUGUGACACACAUUGGGCUAUGGAGCACUAUACUUGGUUUCGGCUUUCCCUAUUAUUAUAGGUAUUUCAGUUGUUCUGAUUUUGUUUUACAAUUCCCUCCAGUAGGAAAUUGCAUUCCACUCAAAUUCAGUGUAUAAUGUUACACUAUAUUGAAAUGAGUUAGUAUAUCGCAAUGUUCACCUAACAUCAUCACAAGUUUAUUAUUAGUCUAAUUACGUUACAAAAUUCAUCUUUUUGAGGAAA
Glycine soja is the source of this 1060-nucleotide messenger RNA. RefSeq names its product ycf3-interacting protein 1, chloroplastic-like. Gene Ontology annotation, cellular component: chloroplast thylakoid membrane. Gene Ontology annotation, biological process: photosystem I assembly; response to photooxidative stress. The transcript is spliced from 7 exons. Bases 74 to 784 code for a protein of 236 amino acids. The record is from RefSeq and is a predicted model, not a curated record. NCBI's taxonomy places the organism in Eukaryota, Viridiplantae, Streptophyta, Magnoliopsida, Fabales, Fabaceae.